Molecule: messenger RNA, 843 nt
Organism: Phytophthora nicotianae INRA-310
Lineage: Eukaryota; Oomycota; Peronosporomycetes; Peronosporales; Peronosporaceae
Exons: 2
Coding region: 58-726 (222 amino acids)
Source: RefSeq, a predicted model, not a curated record
ACUAACCAAUUUCUGAACACGUGUUUGAACCGCCUUUAGUGUCGAACUACUGCAAACAUGGCGUCGGUGAUGGCGACGAAGCGCCUUCGUAAAGAGUACCUGGCCAUGCAGCGCAAACCCGUGGACUACAUCCAGGCAGUGCCGCUGGAGACCAACAUUCUGGAGUGGCACUACGUGAUCACAGGCACAAAAGGCACGCCAUACGAGGGAGGAUUCUACCAUGGCAAGCUCAAGUUCCCACCCGAGUAUCCUAUGAAGCCUCCUUCCGUCAUGAUGAUCACGCCCAACGGCCGCUUCAAGACCAACCAGCGCCUAUGUCUUAGCAUGUCGGACUUCCACCCAGAGACUUGGAACCCCAUGUGGUCUGUCAGCUCCAUCCUCACGGGUCUCUAUUCGUUCAUGUUGGAGAACCAAGCGACAUUGGGGAGUAUUAGUACUACGGAUGCUCAAAAGAGAAAGUAUGCGGUGGCGUCUUUGGAGACGAAUUGUACCAAUGCUACAUUCCGGAAACUCUUUCCAGAUCUGGUAGCACUACAGGAGGAGCGGGAGAAAGAUCAGGAGUUACUACGGCAAUUGACACCGGAUGGAGCUACAUCGACAUCGUCUGGUAGUAGUACCAAAGGCGCAAUGGAGAAUGCAGCGGCGAUAGAGGACUGGUCCACGACAGUGUACCUGAUUGGCAGCGUGCUCAUGGUAGCCACUUUCGCGGCAUACUGGCUGUCGUAAGUAAGCAGUAUAAAAGGAGAGGGGCGAGAAGUUUAACAAGAAAUGUAGUGGGUAUUAUGUUGACCAAACGUAGUGUCUAUUUUGUUAGGAUCUCAGGCGUCAAAUGUCAAAGUUGGG